Molecule: messenger RNA, 790 nt
Organism: Neodiprion virginianus
Lineage: Eukaryota; Metazoa; Arthropoda; Insecta; Hymenoptera; Diprionidae
Exons: 2
Coding region: 1-744 (247 amino acids)
Source: RefSeq, a predicted model, not a curated record
AUGGAGGAACCUGAGAGAAAGUCGAUGCUGCAUUUCGUCGAGAGCAACAGAGCCUCGGAUAUCUGCAGACUGAUUUAUUGCGCUAAAACGAACGAAUCGAGUGACCAUGUAUUAAAAGCGUUCAGUCUCGCCGCCAAGGAAUAUUCCUCCGAAGCAGUGACCGGAUUGCUGUUAGUAUAUCCCCAAUACCUCGUGCACUUGAUCGAAGCACCGGAAGAAGAGAUUUUCCAACUGUGUAGAUACUUGUUCGUCAAAUGUUCGCCCUUUACGGGCCGCACGAAAUGCUUUCCUGCUCAAGUUGAAGCGGGUGGUAGAUUUUUCAAUAAAUGGUACGGGAGAAAGGCUUCGGAAUAUAAUUUUACUCAAGAGAAGCAGCCUCCAAACGACAACCUCGAAGACAAUUUCGAAAUCGCUUCUACAACGUACAAAAGGACGCUACUUAAUUUGUACCAGUUUUAUCGCGAGCUCAGACUACUGAGCGACAAGAAUCACAAACUGAUGGUGGAGCGAUUGGAAUCCCUUAACGAAGACGGUCAUCGACUACUUGCAUGCAGUGCAACGAUGGAAUUUAUCUUGAAUAGUCGUUGGGGUCAGAGUGUGCAGGAAUUGACUGACCAUUUUUUGAAUCCGGUGUCUGUCGAUCCUAACACAGCUUGGCCAAUUCCAAAGAUAACUUUACCACGAGUUGAUUUUCAGAAAAUUGAUGGAAUGAAAGACGAGUUGAAAAGGAGCAGUACUUCAUAAUGUCUAAUGUGAGUAAUAGCAAAAAAAAAGUGUAUCAUGUUGAUUG